GAUUGCAAAGUAUCGACCAACAAUGCCGGUUUUAUCAGUUGUGAUUCCUCGGCUAAAAAGUAAUCAGUUGAAGUGGAGUUUCAGUGGGGCAUUUGAGGCAAGGCAGUCGCUUAUUGUCAGAGGUCUUUUCCCCAUGCUUGCUGAUCCCCGGCAUCCCGCUGAAUCCAAUAGUGCGACAAAUGAAUCGGUUCUGAAGGUUGCAUUGGAUUUUGGGAAAACGUCUGGAGUGAUUAAGUCACAUGAUCGGGUUGUGGUUUGCCAAAAGGUUGGAGAUGCUUCUGUUGUUAAAAUCAUCGAGCUAGAAGAUUAAAAAUUUGGGUUUUGGACUUUUGGUUUGGGUACAUCGUUCGCAUGACGUGAUAUUGUUUUUCAGUUUUUUGGAAACUUGUAUGUUAUAUUUAUAAAUGUUCCGGUGUGGGACAAAUUUUGGUUUGGUUUUACAA
Molecule: messenger RNA, 443 nt
Organism: Lactuca virosa
Lineage: Eukaryota; Viridiplantae; Streptophyta; Magnoliopsida; Asterales; Asteraceae
Source: the annotation of a GenBank genome assembly